UCGCUCGCUCGCAAGGCUUCAGCAGCUUUUUUCCCAAUUGACACUCGAUACUCUGUAGAAAAAACAUUUCAUUCCUCUCGUGCAAGACCAAUCAACUUCUUCAAGCGUCAAACAUGGCCACGUUCAAAGGCUACGACCUCAUCGUCGUCGGCACCGGCUUCGCCGGCUGCAUGACAACGCUCAACUUCCUCGAAGAGUGCCAGCGCCUCGGCAAGCAAGGGCGCGUGGCGGUCGUGGAGGUAGGCAAAGAGCACGAGCGCUCGGGGGCCUCGAAGUGGACGAUGGCGUACCUGCGCCUCGACAAGAAUCUCGACUUUGACAAGGAUUGGAUCAAGGAGAUGCGCCGCGUGACGGACGGUGUGGCGGAUGAGGCGUAUUGUGAGAAGUUGCGCAAGGAGGCGCCGAUCUCUGCGCGAUAUCUUGAGGAGCAUGGGGUCAAGUUUGUGCAUCAUGAUGAGCCGAAUGUGUUGUUGGAGUUUGAUACGGAUCAGCACUUUGUUUUCCCCGAGGGCGGCGGGAACGCCAUCAUCCAGCGUCUCCUGACGGACAUUCGCAAGUUCCCCAACGCCGAAUUCCACUACCAAACGGAAGCCAGCAAGCUACUGACAGACGAGUCCGGCGCCAUCAAGGGCCUCAAGGUCCGCAAGAGCGACGGGCUGCUCCACGACUUGUACGCUCCCAACGUCAUGCUGGCCUGUGGCGGCUUCGAGGGCAACCAGGAGAUGCUGGCCCGAUAUAUUGGCCGCGACACGCACAAGCUUCCUUUGAUCGCGCCAGGCUUGAAGUAUAACCGUGGAGCUGGCUUGCGGAUGUGUCUUGAAGUUGGUGCUGGGACUGCGGGUUCGUUUGAUGGGAUGCAUUGCGAGCUUGUCGAUAAGCGUGCUGGCAAGCCGGACGCAGUCAUUUGGGGUCAGUUAUCGCAUAGUGUUGUGAGAAAAAAUAUCGCUAACAACUCGAUUGCAGGCCACAACUACGGCAUCCUCGUCAACGACGAGUGCGAACGCUUCUACGACGAAGGCGAACGCCACCUCUUCGCCACCUUCGAGAUGGCCGCGCUGCACACGUGGAAAGACCAGAACCAGUCAUGCUCCUUCAUCACCGACGCGGUCAUCAUGGACCGCUUCAAGGGCAGCUGGGUGUACGAGACGACCGACGUGCCGCCGGAGAAGGGCGACACGAUCGAAGAGCUGGCGGAGAAGCUGCACCUCGACCCGAAGAAGCUGAAGAAGACGGUCGACGACUUCAAUGCUGCCAUUAACGAUAAGCCGUUUGACUUGAUGAAGCUUGAUGGCAAGUCGACGACGGGGCUCAAGCCCAACAAGACCAAUUGGGCCUCGCCCAUCAGCAAGGCGCCCUUCUACGGCUUCCCUUGCACCUCCAACCUUACCUUUACUUACGGCGGCGUCAAGACCGACCUGCACUCGCGUGUGGUGUCGACGAACGACAUCCCUAUUCCGGGUCUGUAUGCGUCGGGCGAGAUGACGGGCUUGUUUUACAACGAGUACCCGCCGGCGACGUCGUGCUUGCGAAGCAUGACAUUCGGCCGCAUCGCCGGCACGGAGAUUGCGGAGAAGUUGAAUGGAGGGGAUCGUUUGACGUCGAGCGGGAUUGCGAGCUUGGCCUUCCGUAAAUGAUUGGCCAUGACGCUGACCAACGGAGAGCUGUGGAGUGUAUAGGGCGCAAGCACAACAAAAUGGAGUGAAAUUGGGUAAUGAUCAGAUGGGAUAAGAUGAGAAAACAAAGACAUACUGUACAUAUACGCGCGUCUCCUCGUACAAGGCCAUUGUUGGAGUAGGAAUGCAGGGCGCACCCUUGUACUCGGGUGAGUUGUGCGACCUUGUGGAGGUGAGUUCGACGGCUCUGCUGUUGUGCAUGCUGCUGUGCGUGGGUGUCACAAAGACACCUCAGUUUCAGCUGGGAUGAACUGGACGAGGUCCUCGGCCACGAGGAGGAUAGAUCCUGAUUUUUCCGAGAGGGAACAGAGUGUGGUAAGUUGGUGAGAUGCAGGAGAGCAUGGUACCUCGCUACUGCACCUCG
Molecule: messenger RNA, 2037 nt
Organism: Neohortaea acidophila
Lineage: Eukaryota; Fungi; Ascomycota; Dothideomycetes; Mycosphaerellales; Teratosphaeriaceae
Product: succinate dehydrogenase/fumarate reductase flavo protein subunit
Exons: 2
Coding region: 114-1634 (506 amino acids)
Source: RefSeq, a predicted model, not a curated record